UGGGCUCUUCCUGGCAGCCGUCGUCGUUGUUUGGAUGUAUGUACUGAGCGAAUGUACUGUGUACUACAGAGGUUUGAAUGUCGUUGUGAAGCGUAAGUAAGACGAACGUCUCACCAUCUUGUCUCCAUCCACACACAAAUUGAAAAUCUGGAAGGUAAAGCUUUCAGAUCCACUUGAUUAGUAGAACUGUGAACUCGUCUCAUUGUUAACUUCCUGAGAAGUGAGUGUAUCAUCGUAUAAGGUUACCCCAAGGCAAACACAAGUUGAAUUCCUUCGGAACUUCGGAAAGAAAGAGAAAGAUAGUAGCCAUCUUCUGGAUUGAUAAUUGGCUUCCCAAAUCAUCAUGGGCAAGGAUUAUUACAAGGUCUUGGGCGUGGCCCGAGGCGCCAACGAGGACGAGCUCAAGAAGGCUUAUCGGAAGCUGGCCUUGAAGUACCAUCCGGACAAGAACAAGGCCGCCGGGGCUGAGGAGAAGUUCAAAGAGAUCGGCGAAGCCUACGACGUCUUGUCGGACUCCCGCAAGCGACAAAUCUACGACCAAUUGGGCGAAGAGGGCCUCAAGGGCGGUAUGGGCGCCGGAGGUGGGGGUCACGGACCCAGUGCUGGUUCCACCCAGUUCGAUCCCUCGGGCAGCUUCUCGUACACGUAUCACGGCGACCCGCGCGCCACUUUUGCCCAAUUCUUCGGCACCUCCAACCCUUUUGAGUCGUUUUUCUCGAGCGGCGGCGGCUCCAUGGGACAAGGAAUGGGGGGCAUGCACGGGGGCGUGGAUGGAAUGGAUAUUGAUUUGGAAUCCCUGUUGAACGGAGGGGGCGGGAGUCGGGGGCGAAUGGGCGGCAGUCAUGCCCCGUUCCGCUCGCAAACCUUCUCCAAUUCCCGCGGCUCAAAGGAGCAGCAGGUCCAAGAUACCACCAUUGAGAAGGAAAUCCAAAUUCCGCUGGAAGAUAUCGCCAAAGGCGUGGAUAAGAAGAUGAAAAUCAGUCGCCGAGUCUACGAUCAGACGGGUAGCUCCAAGGUGGAAGAGAAAGUGCUCACCAUAACCGUCAAGCCCGGCUGGAAAGCGGGCACAAAGAUUACCUUUGCUCGCGAGGGCGAUCAAGUUCCGGGCAAGAUCCCGGCCGACAUUGCCUUUAUCAUCCGGGAUAAACCGCACAAGUUCUUCACUCGGGAUGGGUCCAAUUUGGUGUAUCGUUGCUCGAUUCCUUUGCGCGAUGCUUUAUGCGGCACGGUUGUCCAAGUGCCGACCUUGGAUGGACAGACCAUGGGCGUGAACUGCCAGAGCGAAGUCAUCAAGCCUACCACUGUGAAACGCUUGCAAGGGUAUGGAUUACCUUUUCCCAAGGAACCGUCGCGCAAGGGUGAUCUGGUCGUGAAAUUUGAUAUCCAAUUCCCUGACCGGCUCAGCCAGAGUUCGAAAGAUAUCCUGUUCGAUGUCUUGGGCAAAUGAAAAGACCACACCAUUACUACCACCACUGUUACAACAACAACAACAACAACAACAACUCACCCAGAGCACUAUCUCUUCGAGGAUUCCUUCUUGUCAGAACCCGUCGACUUUGAUGAUGAAAGAAAUGUUUUCAACCAUAAUUUGUGGUCUGAGUAUAUAGUUCCAUACACAUUUGUCAUGUCAUGGUCGUCCAAAUUUUAUAAAGAGUCAAAUCUAAUAAAAAAGAAUACUUUAUAUAUCUCAA
Tigriopus californicus is the source of this 1691-nucleotide messenger RNA. RefSeq names its product dnaJ protein homolog 1-like. Gene Ontology annotation, biological process: negative regulation of transcription by RNA polymerase II. The record is from RefSeq and is a predicted model, not a curated record. NCBI's taxonomy places the organism in Eukaryota, Metazoa, Arthropoda, Copepoda, Harpacticoida, Harpacticidae. Gene Ontology annotation, cellular component: cytosol. Bases 344 to 1447 code for a protein of 367 amino acids. Gene Ontology annotation, molecular function: protein-folding chaperone binding. The transcript has a single exon.